This is a messenger RNA of Rubroshorea leprosula, 1432 nucleotides long. The record is from the annotation of a GenBank genome assembly. NCBI's taxonomy places the organism in Eukaryota, Viridiplantae, Streptophyta, Magnoliopsida, Malvales, Dipterocarpaceae.
UAUUGUACAGAACAGUAGUUCUUCUGAAAGUUAGAAGGUUUCCCUUUGAUUUUGGGGAUGGAGAUGGAGCGAUAUCUGCUGGAGAAAUUCAGCAAGAAUCUUGCCGAGAAUCCGACUGUCCAUUGGCAUAACCGGUUUUCUAAACUGAAGGAUUUAAUUGAACAACUCAUCGCAUCCUCGCCGUCUCCGGGGAACGAUGCGGCCAUCAGGGAAAAGCUUUACCGCCUCAACAAUCUGUUUGCCGAAUGCCGGAUGCUGUCAUAUUCAUGCAGGUUCCUUCCAGAUCUACCGGCCCUCUAUAAUAUCAAGACAAAUUUGAAUAAGAUCAAGGAGGAGCUCAAGGAGGAGCUCACAAAGAGGCUCAAAGAUGGAGCAGAUGUUAAUGGAACCGCCGGUUCUCCAACCGAGCACGGCCAAGCAGGGCAGUCAGAUGAAGGGGAAACUCUCCGAGAGACUACGAAGUAUGUGGAUGCAUCCAAGGUUCACGGAUUCGAAGCCGAAGUGAUGUCCCUGCUGAAAUUACUUGUAUAUCAACGAGGUGAUGAGGGUGAUGGGUUUAAGGCGAUCGGAGUUGUGGGUAAAGAAGGGAUCGGGAAAACCACGCUCUGCCAAGUGUUUCUCAAUCAGCCGGAGGUAAAGAAAUAUUUCCAGCCAAGGAUUUGGGUGUUCAUGGGAGGAUUGCCCCAGGAGGAGAGAGAUAAAAAGGUAAGAAUCGUCGAGAAAACGUUGGACUGCCUUGGACUUGAAGAAGAGAUCAUCAAAUCCAUCUCUACAAGCAACGACCUUCAACUUCAAGAGCUAAUUCAUGCUCUUCACCUGCAAUUAGUCCGGAAAAGGUACCUGAUCGUGUUCGAUGCCGUGGACGAUGCCGUGGGCGAGGCUGAUGAUUGGUACGGACUAUUAAAUUCCCCCACUAUUGAUGAUAAAGGGAAACUGACAGCUGAUUAUCUUGCAAAUGGGUUGCCGAAGGGUUAUGGAGGAACGGUGAUUGUCACAAGCAGGUACGAGGAAGUGGCUAGAAUGAUGGUCGGAGGAGAGGAAAACUUGUACCGGAUGGGUCCGCUUGCGGAUAAAGACAAGUGCUGGAAAAUAUUCAAAGAAGAAGUGCAGAAAGAUGAGGUGGUUCUCAAUGUCCCAAAUGAGGAAGAUCUUAAAAGGGAAGUCAUACAGAAGAGCGCCGGCGUUCCUCUGGCGGCGAAGAUCUUGGGACAGAUAUUGUAUGACCAUGAAAAGAACAAGUCCAAGUCCAACGACCAGAGACAGCAAUCGUGAAUGUUCCAAUAUCUCUGUUGUUACGUUAGAGUUUAUCAAUGAUUUUUUUUUUUUUUUUUUUUUGAGGUUACAUGAGAAAGAUGUGGUGUUCCCUCCUUGUUUCUCUGUUAAUGUUCAUGAAUGAUUUUCUUAAGAGAAGAAAGAAAAUUGAAGUGUUCAG